AAGGCACUAAUGGAUAUAUCAUGCAGAUAUGACUGUUAGGACAUAAGUGUGAUAGUAUAUACAUUAGUGCCUUACACCUGUUGGUUCAGGGGAAGGGUUUGCACCAGUUUCCCCACCAAAAAAAAAAUAAUAAAUAAAUAAAAAAAAACUAUUAGCUAAAAACAAAUUAAGAGGUAGAGGUCAGGGUUGCAGUGUGAACCUUGAUCUUGAUCCUGUCUUGCUGGGGGGCCCGAAAGCACAGCAGACCUCUAGGCAUCUGCAUCAAGUGGUGACAGGAGCAGGAGCAAAGCCUGCGGGACUCCACCCACACCUGCACCCAUCUUACCCCCACACCUUCGUCCACACCUGGAUCCACCUAUCAUCCACACCUGCAGGCCCAGCGUUACCAGAUUAUUGUCCUCAGUACUAUACAAGGUAUUUAUUGGUUUCUUAUAAAUAACUAUCGUAAAAAACAUCAGUAAUUAACGAUUUUAACAGUAAAUUUAUCGUUAUAUGUGAUUGAUUGAUUGAUAGUUUAUUGUUGCAAGUAAACAACAAAGAAGAAGGGAGGAGCAUGCCAUCCCAACCCCCAGGCAGUACAGAGUGUACGUGAUUAUACAACUAAGGAUACAUGUGGAAGGUAGCACCAGGAAACUAAAAAGAUACAAUGGUAGAGGACAAGUGCUAAAAAAAUAAUAUAUAUGUGCAGAUGCGACAGUUUUGGGGAUCCGGAACAGAUAAAUGCAAUAUUCUGAAUACAAUAAUUUGGUAACGGGGCGGCAGAACAACCACGCAGAUAGAAGUUCAAUUUGUAAUGAAACGAAGGGACGAGAGCCACGUAUUGUCUCUUAAGCACCAAAGAAAUAGAGCGAGCCUGGCAACUAAUGCACGAGGGAGGGUGGUGCAGCAUCCACUGGGGCAAGAUCAAGGUCAGGGUUGUAUCGUGUGGGAGGGUUCGAGGUGGAUAUAGGAGAGUAAGUCGGGUGGUUCCGCCGCGCCCAUCCCUCCCACCCUGUUGCUUGGCUGUCUACCGCUCAUCCACGUGACCCGCUAUCAGUCAGUCUCCCGGCAGAGGAAGGCAGGAGUGAGCAGAAGCAGCCAGAAGUGAUCGGAGGAGGCCGGGAGUAAGCCGAGGAAGCAGGGAGUGAACAGAGGAAGCCGGGAGUGAACAGAGGAAGCCGGGAGUGAACAGAGGAAGCAGGGAGUGAACAGAGGAAGCCGGGAGUGAACAGAGGAAGCAGGGAGUGAACAGAGGAAGCAGGGAGUGAACAGAGGAAGCCGGGAGUGAACAGAGGAAGCCGGGAGUGAACAGAGGAAGCAGGGAGUGAACAGAGGAAGCAGAGAGUGAACAGAGGAAGGCGGGAGUGAACAGAGGAAGCAGGGAGUGAACAGAGGAAGCAGGGAGUGAACAGAGGAAGCCGGGAGUGAACAGAGGAAGCCGGGAGUGAACAGAAAGUUUCGUUUAGUCGGCGCAACAUCUGUGGUCAUAUGCCGGGGGAGUGAACAGAGGAAGCCAUCGUCACUCCUACACGUGAGGGCAUCAUGAAGGGGUGCCGCAGACGGUGGGAGUUCACGGAGCAAUCCACGGUGGAGGAAAGAAGCCACCUAGCGCGCAUUAUGAAACGCCGACAACCAGGCAACGUGCUACUCGUGGUGGGACGCGCCGCAAGGUGCCGCGUGGGGACACACCAGGAGCUGCGCCUCAGCGUGCCCAACAACAUGACCCUCGGCCAGCUGUGCCGCACCCUCAGGGACCGCCUGGAGGUGAGCCCCGCACACUCCCUCGUCUACUACGUCGGGAGCACCGUGGCGGCUCCCGGCACCUGCCUCGCCACGCUGUACCGCCAGCACGCGCACGUCGACGGCUUCCUCUACGUCACCUUCUCCGAGGAAAUCGCUCUCGGCUGACGGGACGCGACGCGCCGGCCGCCACCCAUUGCUAUCACUGAUAUUACGCUUGACUCAUGUAGCUUAUAUUGUACAUAUAAAUCAUUUUACUCAGUUUGCUGUUACUGAUCUGUUUAUUUAUCUCUGACAUUACGUUGGACUCAUGUAGCAUAUUUUUUUACAUGAAUAAAUCAUUUUACACAGUUUGUUGUAACUGAUUCGUCUAUUUAACACAAGUCACCGCCAAAACAUAAUUACUUGAAAUAUCGCUUUCAGGAAACGUCAUAUCGGGGAUUAAAAUUUAAUUUCUAUGUGCACACACACACACACACACACACGCACACACACACACACACACUUAUCGGCUUUGGUCACCUCAGGUCAGGUCACGAAGGUCGCCUGGGAAGGGUAACGGUUGUCACUUCGCCCCAACACAGCAGCCGGCACGUGUUCCUCCCGGCGUACGGAGAAUGAGAAUCCAAAGCUUACGAGCGAGGGAAAUGAUGACCCGAAUCAGUCUACAAUGGGAAAAAAUCUGCAGACGAACUAAGGAAACCACCUCUUCCCCCUGCCACACCCCU
This is a messenger RNA of Eriocheir sinensis (Chinese mitten crab), 2447 nucleotides long. RefSeq lists its product as uncharacterized. The transcript is spliced from 2 exons. The record is from RefSeq and is a predicted model, not a curated record. NCBI's taxonomy places the organism in Eukaryota, Metazoa, Arthropoda, Malacostraca, Decapoda, Varunidae. The coding region runs from base 1522 to 1887 and encodes 121 amino acids.